CUGCACAAUUAUCUGUUAAUGAAAUACGUAUUUCACUAUCAAUUCAAUUAUUUAAUAAUUCUCAAAAUGAAACUGUUUAUGGAAUUCCUAAUAUGGAGUAUUCUUAUCUGAAUAAGAUACGCAGAGAAAAUAUUUUUUCAUCAGAAUUAAAAGAAGUUGUAAAUGAUUAUCAACAAUAUGCAAAUGCUUAUGGAUUACAGAAAAUCUUGCUAAACAAUUAG
Messenger RNA from Funneliformis geosporum, 221 nucleotides. Lineage: Eukaryota; Fungi; Glomeromycota; Glomeromycetes; Glomerales; Glomeraceae. The record is from the annotation of a GenBank genome assembly.